AUGUCCAACCAGGCAGCCUGGAUCAAAGAGAAGCACGGCCGGCUCGGGCUCGACGAGGCCGAAAUCCCGAUUCCCGGUGAUAAUGAGGUGUUUGUGAAAAUCGAGCUGAUCGCCUUCAGUCCUAUCGAUUUGAAGAUUCAGACAUUCGGCACCCAUCCUGUCCCUUACCCCAACAUCCUAGACAAGUCCUUCGCCAGUACAGUCCAAUACGUCGGUUCCAACGUAACCGACCUAAAGCCUGGCGACCGAAUCGCAAGUACGCGAGGAGCCAAGGCAGUCGGGGAUCCUCGCCUCGGCGCGUAUCAGAAAUACGCCCUGGCGUCUGUAUCCUCCAGCUCCAAGGUUUCCGCGGACGUUGACUUCCAGGGCGCAGCAACUUCAAUUAUGAACCUCGUCACAGUGGUUUCUGCGUUGUCGAUUCAUAUCGGGCUUGAUCGUGCGCCUCUCUCGGGCAAGCCGGAACCCAAGAACAAGACGGUCUUGAUCUAUGGAGGCUCCAGCUCCACUGGCGGAUUGGCCGUCCGGUAUGCUGUCACGGUAGGAUACACUGUCGUGACGACCUCGUCGCCGCAGAAUCGCCAGUUCGUGGAGUCCUUGGAUCCGGCUUAUAUCAUUGACCAUACGGCGCCGGCGGAGACGAUCGCCAAAGAACUUCGCAGCCAGGGUCCAUUUGAUCGGAUCUUCGAUGCGAUUUGA
Aspergillus melleus is the source of this 696-nucleotide messenger RNA. RefSeq lists its product as uncharacterized. The coding region runs from base 1 to 696 and encodes 231 amino acids. The record is from RefSeq and is a predicted model, not a curated record. The transcript is spliced from 2 exons. Lineage: Eukaryota; Fungi; Ascomycota; Eurotiomycetes; Eurotiales; Aspergillaceae. Gene Ontology annotation, molecular function: oxidoreductase activity, acting on NAD(P)H.